AUGGACAUUAUACAUAUUGGCACCCCAACAAUCAGUACCAUGGACAUUAUACAUAUUGGCACCCCAACAAUCAUUACCGUGGACAUUAUACAUAUUGGCACCCCAACAAUCAGUACCAUGGACAUUAUACAUAUUGGCACCCCAACAAUCAGUACCAUAGACAUUAUACAUAUUGGCACCCCAACAAUCAGUACCAUGGACAUUAUACAUAUUGGCACUCCAAAUAUCAGUACCAUGGACAUUAUACAUAUUGGCACCCCAACAAUCACUACCAUGGACAUUAUACAUAUUGGCACCCCAACAAUCAUUACCAUGGACAUUAUACAUAUUGGCACCUCAACAAUCAUUACCAUGGACAUUAUACAAAUUGGCACCCCAACAAUCAGUACCAUGGACAUUAUACAUAUUGGCACCCCAACAAUCAGUACCAUGGACAUUAUACAUAUUGGCACCCCAACAAUCAGUACCAUGGACAUUAUACAUAUUGGCACUCCAAAUAUCAGUGCCAUGGACAUUAUACAUAUUGGCACCCCAACAAUCACUACCAUGGACAUUAUACAUAUUGGCACCUAA
This is a messenger RNA of Pelobates cultripes (western spadefoot toad), 573 nucleotides long. Lineage: Eukaryota; Metazoa; Chordata; Amphibia; Anura; Pelobatidae. The record is from the annotation of a GenBank genome assembly.